AUGGCGCCGCCGAAAUCUAAAGUAUGGACAUAUUUUACAAAAGUGAAUGACACCACGGCAAAGUGCAAGCAAUGUUUUAAAAGUGUGAAGUUUUGUGGCAACACGUCCAAUUUAUUUAAACACGCCAAUACUCACGGAAUUGUUGUAGAAAAAAAACAACAAAAAAUCAGCAAUGUUUCUGAGCCUGAUAAAACAAGUGAAAGUUCAAAAAGUAUAACAACGUCCGCUAAAUCGACGAGUACAGUUGUUGAGGAGCCCAUGUCUAACCUAUCACAGCCAUCAACAUCAAAAUAUUCGGAAUCAGAAGAAAAAUCUGAUAUUGAUUACGACGCCGAUGAUAGCGCAAAUAGGACAAAGACGAUACUGCAAAAUACUUUAAAGGAGGCUUUUUCGCGAGUUUCGUCCAAUAAAGAUAUGCGGCCUUUUAACAUUGUCGAAGGAGAAGGCUUUUUAUGUCUUAUGAAGGAGCUGCAACCUAAUUUUAAAGUGCCUGGUGCAAAAUAUUUAAAAAAAAAGACUCAAGAAAAAUAUGAGGCUUGUGUGGCUACAGCUAGAUCUAGAUUGUCAAAAAUAGACAAUAUUUGUCUCACACUAGAUAUUUGGACGGAAACGAUGAACGAACGAGGUUUUUUAGGUGUGACAGCACAUUUUCUACAAAACGAAGAAAUGUGUAUGUUUUACCUAGCCACUCGUGCGCUAAACGAAAGACAUACAGCUGAAUAUAUAUCGGAAACACUUCUGGAUAUUCUUGAUAAUUGGAAUAUAUCACAAAGUAAAAUUCGUGCCGUGGUGACAGAUAAUGCCAGUUCUAUGUUAGCAGCCAUAAGAACAUCUAUUGGUGAAAAGAAGCAUUUGCCGUGUUUUGCGCAUACGAUAAAUCUCGUUGUUGGAGAGGCUUUAAAAUUACCUAGCGUUAAAACAGCUAUAUCUAAAGUUCGAGAAAUUGUGCAUUGGAUAAAAAAUAGUGUUGUGCAGUCAGACAAAUUAAAAAAAAUUCAAAUGCAAAACAAUAUUCCUGAAGGUUCAAUUUUGAAACUUGUUGCUGAUGUUAAAACAAGAUGGAAUUCGGCCUUUUUCAUGUUGGAGCGCUUCUUACAUUUGAGAAGAGUGAUAUCUGAAAUCGUAAUCGAAAGUGUUUCAGCACCCGACAUGCCAACUGCUGUAGAGAUGGAAACACUCAACCAACUUACAGCUUUAUUAAAGCCUUUUGAAUACGUCACAAGAGAAGCAUCUGGACAAAAGUAUGUCACGAUAUCCAAAAUUAUACUAAUGAUUAAUUGUUUGUCAACCAAACUUAAUAGUAUCACACCAGUCUCACCAAUUGUAAAAGAAUGCAAGGAAGUUUUAUUGAGAGAGCUGAAGAAAAGGUAUGGAUUAAUUGAAUGCAAUGACCAUGCAGCCAUUGCUACUUUAUUGGAUCCAAGGUUUAAAAACCUGCAUUUUCAAGAUCCAGCAGCAUGCGGGCAAGCCAUACAAAAACUCAAAAGUAUGGUUUAUGAGCAACAAAGUAGUCCAAGUUUGGAGGAAGAUGCUUCGUCUAGUGUAACACAGGAAUAUGACUUUUGGAAAUAUCAUAAAGAGCUAGUGCAUGGUCACAAAAAAAAACAGAAAACGCACCAAAGUGAUGAAAUAUCUCUUUAUUUAUCAAACUCUGUAAUAUCUUUGAAGAACAACCCAUUUGCAGAAGACAUGAAAGUCAUUUUUCCUCGUUUGUACAAAUAUGCUCAACAAUAUCUUAUCGUCGUUGCAACAUCUGUGCCUAGUGAAUGCUUAUUUUCAAAAGCUGCGAUGAUGACGAUGACGAUGACGGUGAUGGUGGUGGUGACGGUGAUCGUGGUGGUGAUGGUGUUGGUUCAAAUGGCCAACAUUUUUCACUAG
Molecule: messenger RNA, 1878 nt
Organism: Nylanderia fulva
Lineage: Eukaryota; Metazoa; Arthropoda; Insecta; Hymenoptera; Formicidae
Source: RefSeq, a predicted model, not a curated record